Molecule: messenger RNA, 1592 nt
Organism: Trichechus manatus latirostris (Florida manatee)
Lineage: Eukaryota; Metazoa; Chordata; Mammalia; Sirenia; Trichechidae
Gene: KHK
Product: ketohexokinase
Exons: 10
Coding region: 404-1435 (343 amino acids)
Biological process (GO): fructose metabolic process
Molecular function (GO): ketohexokinase activity
Source: RefSeq, a predicted model, not a curated record
AGCGUUUGGCUGGGCUGGGCUGGGCCGCGGGGGUGGGGCGGGAUAGCAGCGAGAACCCCGAGCCGCGGUUUAGGCUGCGGGCGCCAAGCCUGCAUCGCGAAGCGGAGUCAACCCCGCGGGUCCGGUGUCGGGAGUCAGGCCACGGGUGAAGAAGAAGGCGGGGCAAGUGGCGACUUUCCACGGCACUUUCUCUGUGCAUUAAAGAGAGUGCCUAGCCGCACUUUAGACAGGGGUACAUUGGUUCCGGGUCCGCGUGACAGGAGGCUCCCUGGAGGAGGAGCUCCGGACGCGGAGGAGGAGCCAGGACAGCCCCCGGGAUCCGGGACGCAGUUCUCCGGGAUAAGAGGCAGAACCAGGAGGAACCCCGUCAGCUGGUAGGGCAAAACGCUCCAGGAGCAGCCUCAUGGAAGAGAAGCAGAUCCUGUGCGUGGGGCUAGUGGUGCUGGACAUCAUCAGUGUGGUGGAUAAGUACCCGGAGGAGGAUACGGACCGCAGGUGCCUGUCGCAGAGAUGGCAGCGUGGAGGCAAUGCAUCCAACUCCUGCACCGUUCUCUCCCUGCUGGGAGCCCCCUGCGCCUUCAUGGGCUCACUGGCCCCUGGCCAUGUUGCUGAUUUUAUCCUGGAUGAUCUCCGCCGCUAUUCUGUGGACCUGCACUACGUGGUCUUUCAGACCAUGGGCUCUGUCCCCGUCUCCAUGGUCAUCAUCAACGAGGCCAAGGGCAGCCGCACCAUCCUACACGCCUACAGCUUCCUGGUGGCUGACUUCAGGCGGCGGGGCAUAGACGUGUCUCACGUGGCCUGGCAGAGCAUGGGGGAGACCCCCUUGUCCUGCUGCAUCGUCAACAACUCCAAUGGCUCCCGUACCAUUGUGCUCUACGACACGAACCUGCCAGACGUGUCUGCUAAGGACUUUGAGAAGGUCGAUCUGACUCGGUUCAAAUGGAUCCACAUUGAGGGCCGGAACGCAUCGGAGCAGGUGAAGAUGCUGCAGCGGAUAGAGCAGCACAAUGCCAGGCAGCCUCCGGAGCAGAAGAUCCAGGUGUCCGUGGAGGUGGAGAAGCCCCAAGAGGAGUUGUUCCAACUGUUUGGCUACGGAGACACGGUGUUUGUCAGCAAAGACGUGGCCAAGCACUUUGGGUUCUGGUCAUCAGCAGAAGCACUGAGGGGCUUGUACGGCCGUGUGAGGAAAGGGGCUACACUCAUCUGUGCCUGGGCUGAGGAGGGCGCUGAUGCCUUGGGCCCCGACGGACAGCUGAUCCACUCGGACGCUUUCCCCCCACCCCGGGUGGUGGAUACUCUGGGGGCUGGAGACACCUUCAAUGCCUCCGUCAUCUUCAGUCUCUCCCAGGGGAAGAGCAUACAGGAGGCGCUGAGGUUUGGCUGCCAGGUGGCUGGCAAGAAGUGUGGCCUGCAGGGCUACGAUGGCAUUGUGUGAGAGCACCAUGGCGGGAGCAGAAGCUUACCAUCCCUUCCUGGGGCCUGGCGUCUGGGCUGCCCUGCUCCCUGAGGAGAUGCAGGCUGUGGCAAGGAUUCUGCCUGUGUCCUGUGUCCCCCACAUCUCACCCGCAGAGCCACGGAGCAAAUAAAUCUCC